CUGUCUGUGACAUAUUUUCCUGAGAAUAUCGUGCCCUUACAUCUUAUCCAGUUAUGACUGCACAAUGACUGUAAACUCCGCGAACACCGAUCAGAAUGUACCGCCUUCGUGGGAUUCGUCGUCAGACUUCUUCCUGGACUAUGCCACCAACGCGACCAAUGGCACACUCGUCUACAACAUCCCACGACUCAUUAUCUCUAGCGCGCUACUGCUUAUCAUCAUUAUGGCGGUCAUAUUUGGCAAUAUCCUGGUGCUUCUUGCAGUACUCAUGGAAAGAAAACUGCGCACCGUGACAAACUAUUUUAUUUUCAAUUUAGCAGUAGCUGAUCUUCUCUUGGGAACCCUCGUUCUUCCAUUUUCUGGUACCCUAGAGGUAAUUAGCUACUGGCCAUUCGGUCAAAAGUUUUGUGACGUAUGGGCGUCGGUAGAUGUUCUUUGCUGUACCGCCUCGAUUGUCAGUCUUUGCGUUAUUAGCAUCGACAGAUACAUUGGUGUUACAAGGCCGCUGAAACAUAAACUCAUAGUCACACCGAGGAGGGCGCUGUUGGUCAUUGUCGGUGUGUGGAUACUGUCUUUUGCCAUUGCAGUUGGUCCGUUGUUUGGGUGGAGACCACCCAAGGAUGACCCUUUAGAGUGCCCGCUUUCAGACUCAAUAGAUUAUGUCUUCUUCUCGGUCUCUGGGUCUUUCUACAUUCCAUUAAUUGUCAUCAUAGUCCUAUACAUUCGCAUAUACCAAACUGUUUCUGUAGAAUACAAAAGUAGACAUGGUGGGAAGUCUCACGGCUCGCCAUCUACAAGUUCAGAGAAAGGUAGCCCCAAUGGGGUUGUUCUGCGGAUGCAUAGAGGCAGUGUCCAGACGCCUCCUGGACAUCAACUGGUAAAACGCCAGAAUUCGGCCAACAGCCUCCUAAGGCCUUCCAGAACUGCGUCGCAAAGAUCGGUUACCUUUAAUCGUGAAAAGAAGGUAGCUAAAACGCUUGGGAUCGUUGUCAGCGUCUUCUUCAUGUGCUGGUUUCCAUUCUUCUUCCUGCUUCCUUUAACCUCUGCUUGUACUAGUUGCUACGUCCCACCCUUGGCCUUCAACAUAUUCUUCUGGCUGGGUUACUGCAACAGCUUCAUGAAUCCCCUGAUCUACGCGGUGUCCAACAUGACAUUUCGCCGGGCUUUCAAGAAGAUCCUCUCCUGCCAGUACUGCCAAGACUGUCCAUGUGGCCCGACCAGCGCACCGCGUAAGAUUUACAGCGCAGGCUCACGUAGUCGGACAAGAACCAGUAACUGCUUGCAGUACAACGCCGUACCCACGUGUAAUGAUUUUGAUUUGAAAGGGCAAGACGAGGUUCUUCAGGUCGUUGUUGCGAGAAGAGCGUCCUCUGCAUCAGAGGGCCACUUAGGGAAGGACGAAAUACAGGAUUUACUGCCACGCUCAUCGUUGCGGAGGACACUCUCUGAUGCAGGACGGCCGGUGGACUGCAAAGUGUUGUAUGCGCGGUUGUCGGCCGGUGCAGAUGCUUCGCUAAGUACCAUUACAGAAGUCCAAGAGCACCCUGAACAUGAGGAGUCUUCUUUUCACGAACGUGGACACAGAAUCUAUCACUUUUCUAGCAGUAGCGAAGAUGUGUCAUUGUGCUCUUCACCUAGCCAUUCUUCAAAAAACCCAGAGAGUUCCUCGGCCAGCGAAGGUAUACAGUACCCAGGGCCUCGAGGACCAAACCUGUUGGUAACUAAUGCUGUAAUAAAUCAAACCGACUCAGAUAGCGCAGGAACCCCGAAUCAUUGCAGCUCUACUGUUAAUGGUAUUGAAACUCCAGAAUCCUUGGAAUUGAACGCGAAAAAGAAUCAUAAUCUAAUCACAUGCAGACAGAGGGCAACGAAGGAAUUUAAUAAUCGACAAGAACCCAGUAGAUUAAUUUCAAUAGAGACUUCGUUAUGAAAUGCAAGACUUAUAAAUUAUAUGUAAUUAUCGCUGCUCAUAAUGAGUCUAAAAGACGGGAUCCACAUCUAGCUCACACCUUGAAAAGGUGCAAAUUCGUUGCAAAUUUGUUCGUGCAUAUGAAACUAACAAAGUGUUAAAGCCCCUUAAAAGUGUUGGGAGCCUCAAAUUCGCCUACAAUUUUAUGGAAAAUUUUCAUUCAAAUUGUAUCAUUAUGUGAAAGAGGAUAUCAUUUUAGACCAGUUCUGCAAAGAUUUCCCCAACAAAAAUGUGUUUGAAGACAAAUAUUGAUAAAAGAUUACAUCAUUUUGGUUUUCUGUUGUUGGCAGAAAACCUAAAUCUUGUAUUCUUUCAAUCAAUAUUCGACUUCAAACACAUUUUUUUUUAAAAUCCUUGUAGGAAUGUGUCUUAAAUGACAUCACCUUUCACAUCAUGAUACAAUUUAAGUGAAAUUUUGCCAUCGAAUUGUGUGGCUCCCAACACUUUAGAGCGGCUUCAAAACAUUUGAUAUUUCCAUAAUGCGAAAUGAUGAUUUUUUUUAAAGAGUAUUUUAGUUUUUAACAUUUGCAUUAUGUCUUUAUUCUAAUUUUUGAAUAAAUAGUUUAGAUGAUCGAUUGAAAAUCGUUAAGAAAAUGAAAAGAGUUAAUACUCGCUUGAAUUUACACACCAGGGGGGUGUUUCACAAAGAUCCUAAGUUGAACUUAUCUCUAAGUUUGACUUAAAAUUAUGGAGAGCCAUUUGUAGCCUUAAAAUAAAAUAUAU
Strongylocentrotus purpuratus (purple sea urchin) is the source of this 2692-nucleotide messenger RNA. Its product is annotated as alpha-1A adrenergic receptor. The record is from RefSeq and is a predicted model, not a curated record. The transcript has 2 exons. Gene Ontology annotation, cellular component: membrane. Gene Ontology annotation, molecular function: alpha1-adrenergic receptor activity. The coding region runs from base 65 to 1930 and encodes 621 amino acids. Gene Ontology annotation, biological process: cell-cell signaling; phospholipase C-activating G protein-coupled receptor signaling pathway; adenylate cyclase-activating adrenergic receptor signaling pathway. Lineage: Eukaryota; Metazoa; Echinodermata; Echinoidea; Camarodonta; Strongylocentrotidae.